Messenger RNA from Naegleria fowleri, 1479 nucleotides. RefSeq lists its product as uncharacterized. Gene Ontology annotation, biological process: mitotic spindle organization. Gene Ontology annotation, molecular function: protein tyrosine phosphatase activator activity; peptidyl-prolyl cis-trans isomerase activity. The record is from RefSeq and is a predicted model, not a curated record. Gene Ontology annotation, cellular component: protein phosphatase type 2A complex; cytoplasm; nucleus. Lineage: Eukaryota; Heterolobosea; Eutetramitea; Acrasida; Naegleriidae. Bases 1 to 1479 code for a protein of 492 amino acids. The transcript has a single exon.
AUGAUAAACGACAGUGUGAUUACAACGGCUCACUCACCUCGUGCACACAGGCUUGAAGUGGAGUUUGAACGAAAGAUGGAAGCAACUUCACUUCCUGCUUCCGAUUCAGAUAUUCCUCACAAAAAGAUCAAAACACAAAUGGAUAUGAUCAAGUUUAAGAAAUCAAAAGCCUUCUUGAUUUAUGAUAAUUUUAUGAAGGAAUUGAAUGAAGCGACCAAAUCAAAACCUAAUCCGCAAGACUUUUCCAAUGCCUCACCACUUGUUUUUGUUAUAUUAUCAUUCUUUGAUGAAUUAGAAGAAUUUAUUAAUUUAUAUCCGCCUGUACAAAUUAAAGAUGGACAAACAUCGAGAUUCGGAAACUUAGCCUAUCGCGAUUGGUUCGAUAAGAUGUGCUCGGAGGCUGAUAGAAUGAUGGACACACUUCUUAACAAGGCUUUGGAAUGCUCUAAGUCAUCCAAAAAUUUAUCGAGUAGCCGCGAUGGUACUACAACUAGUGAGAACGAAAUCACACCAUCCUCUUCUUCCUCUUCGUCACCUUCAUCCACUUCUUGUGAAAAUGCAACAUCAUAUUACUUUACAAAGGAAGAUUGGCACCGAAAAGAGUUGAGUGCAUAUUGGAAAGAUAGCUUUGGAAAUAGAACACGUAUUGAUUAUGGAACAGGACAUGAAGCUACUUUUUGCGCUUGGAUGUGUUGUUUGGCUCGAUUGAAUAUUUUCUCAAGAAAAGAUUCUUAUCACAUGGUUGCUGUUAUAUUUCCUCGCUAUGUCGAAGUGAUGCGUAAAAUAUUAUUAGUGUACAAAUUAGAACCUGCAGGAUCUCAUGGAGUAUGGGGUCUUGAUGAUCAUCAAUUUUUAACUUAUUUAUGGGGAAGUGCUCAAUUAAUUAAUAACCCAGAAGAUAUUAAGCCAUCUUCCAUUCAUGAUCCACAAAUAAUAGAAAGAUAUUCUGACAAGUAUAUGUACCUAGCAGGUAUCAAAUUCAUCAAUCAAGUGAAAAAAGGGCCAUUUGGCGAACAUUCUCCUCUAUUGAAUGACAUUAGUGGUGUUCCAAGAUGGAUGAAAAUCAAUUCUGGACUUAUUAAGAUGUAUUAUGAUGAAGUACUUUUCAAAUAUGUCGUCAUUCAACACUUUUUAUUUGGACGAUUAUUGCCAUUCGAACUUGCUGAAGAAAAGUAUCCAAAUUCCCAGACGAGUCAUGGCACGACCUCGAGCACUGUGGUACCAACCUUAUCCAUGCCAAAUCUGUCAGAAAUUCAUGACAUGCAUAGUCAUCAACGUCAUCCUCAUGCAUCUUCUCCUUACACUCCAACAGUGUUACCAUCUUCCUCGUCAUCAUCACAUCCCCACAUGUCAACAGUCCCUUCCCUCACACUUGCCCCUCAAUCACAGUUUACAACCACUACAUUGCGUCCUCCUCCACUCAAAUCAACUACAACCUCAUUGAGACAGUCAGAGAAUAAGGCACAACAGGAACAGUAA